UGCCCUUGUGAACGGUGCCCUGCCGCGUCUUGUUUGCCUUCUACUGUGACCUGUUACCCAGCUCCUCCUCUGUCCUACCUCGGCCUGUCACCAGACUCCUCCCCUGUCUCCCCGUUCCUCCCUCUUCCCUCCCGGCCGGCUUUCAGUGUUAGACAUGGCUCCGGCGGUGGACAGGCCCGGUCAUUGGGGAUCCCCGACCUCCACCCUGGAUUGGUGUGAGGAGAACUACGCUGUGUCGUUUUAUAUUGCCGAGUUCUGGAACACGGUGAGCAACCUGAUUAUGAUUCUACCUCCAAUCUAUGGUGCCAUUCAGACAGUAAAAGAUGGCCUUGAAACUCGUUAUGUAGUUGCCUAUUUGGGUCUCACUGCUGUAGGGUUGGGUUCUUGGUGCUUUCACAUGACACUCCAGUAUGAGAUGCAGCUGUUGGAUGAGCUGCCCAUGAUCUACAGCUGCAGUGUUUUCGUUUACUGCUUAUAUGAAUGUUUCAAGAAUAGAAAAUCGUAUAACUAUGUUCUGCUUAUUUUAUUAUUUCUUUUUAGUUUAAUAGUAACUACAGUUUAUUUACGAUUGAAGGAACCUGUAUUUCAUCAGGUAUGUUAUGGAAGUCUCAUUUUCGCGCCGGUGUUGCGCACUUGUUUUUGAGAGGCAUGGGUGUAUCCAUGGCUGAGAGGACUGGCUUACACAUCUUUAGGUGUGUUUUUAAUGGGGUUUGUGCUUUGGAAUGUAGACAACAUUUUCUGCGAUACAUGGAGGGGAUUGCGACAUAAGAUGCCACCAGUAGUAGGAGCUGUAACACAGUUUCAUGCAUGGUGGCACAUUUUGACCGGACUUGGUUCUUACUUACACAUUUUGUUCAGCUUAUAUACACGAACACUUUACCUUAAAUAUCGACCAAAGGUAAAGUUCUUUCUUGGAAUGUGGCCUGUGAUCAUGGUAGAAGCACCCAAACAUCUCUAAUGAAAGUGAACCUACAGACAUUCCGCAGUUGUUUAUGCAGAAAAUGAGGACGCACCUAAUAUAUUCUAUGCAGUAAACUGAACUUAAAUAUAUGCACAUAUAUUUUUACAGUAUGUGUGUUUGUGCACACGACUAGAUACUGAGGUAUGCCAAGCCUUGCACUGGUACAUCAGGAAUGAAGAACACCAAUGUCUUCUAGACUGUUUAAUUUUUAUUUUUUUUCUCUAAGCUGUCAAAAUAUUUUACCUAUUUUUUUUUAUUUUUUUUUUCUAAAAUAGCGCAUGACAGUGACUUCUUAUUUUUAUUUUUUAUGGUUAGUGGCCACAAAAAUAAUAUAAAGCCAUAAAGACAAAAUGAACGUAAAGAGCAUUGCUGUCUUAGGGACCAAACUGAGAAAAAGAAACGCAAACCCCUAACACAAAUAAUUGUCUACUUACAACCAUGCUCAUCUGGGAAGAUAUUAACGCACAAGACCUUAUUUCUUAUUAACGUGAAGAAGCAUUGGCAAUGACAAUUAAAGUGACAUCAGAUCAUACAGUUUAUUUAACCCUUUGAUUUACGAAUCUGCUCUCAAAGUGCUGGUGAAAAGACUAAACUGUCUGUAUGCACCUGGCGGUGGUUUUGGAUUGUGCAUGCUCGAGAUAAUGAGCACAGAAGCGUUUAGAACGUGUACUUUUGGGUCACUGCGGUAAUAAUCAAUCUAAAAACGCCAGGUCUAUUUACCUGAUACAGAACUCUUUUCAUAGAUAUGUGCCAUGUUUGCAUAUAAACUUUUUUUUUUUUUGCUUAAAAACAGUGCCUAACUUAUUUUCUUAAUAAAUUUGUGCCUCAUUUA
Molecule: messenger RNA, 1793 nt
Organism: Bombina bombina (fire-bellied toad)
Lineage: Eukaryota; Metazoa; Chordata; Amphibia; Anura; Bombinatoridae
Product: alkaline ceramidase 3-like
Exons: 12
Biological process (GO): phytosphingosine biosynthetic process; ceramide metabolic process
Cellular component (GO): endoplasmic reticulum membrane
Source: RefSeq, a predicted model, not a curated record